AUGACGGUUCAAGACGUCGCCAGACCAACCAUCGUCAAUGAGACCGAUGUCGUUGUGCGGGUGACCACCUCGGCCGUAUGCGGAUCCGACCUGCAUAUCUACCGCGGCUACAUGGGCGGUGCCGUUCCAUGGACAAUGGGCCACGAGGCCGUCGGCUACGUAUCGGAGAUCGGUGACGCUGUGUCCUCCGUUUCCAUCGGGGACUACGUGAUCAUCCCUGACACCGUAUCCCCGGAUCACUUGGAGAUGGAGCCGACAUCGAAGGAAUAUUUCGGCUUCGGCAACAGUGAGAUGGGUCUCGGUGGGCUCCAAGCUGAAUACGCGCGGGUCCCUUUCGCCGACACAAAUCUGAUCCCGAUCCCCUUGACCCGCGAAACCGCCAACUCGACGAUCGAGCACGACUAUCUCACGGUGUCGGACAUCUUCGCCACAGGCUGGGCCGGUAUCGAUUACACCGGGUUCCAAGCUGGCGAUUCUGUCGCCAUCUUCGGCGCGGGUCCCGUCGGUCUGCUUUCGGCUUACUCGGCCAUCUUGCGUGGGGCUUCCAAGGUCUAUGUCGUCGACCAUGUCGAGAAACGCCUCGAGCUCGCAGCAUCCAUCGGAGCCAUCCCGGUCAACUUCGAACACGAAGAUCCCGUCGCCCAGAUCCUGGCACGUGAGCCACGCGGAGUGAUGCGCGUCGUCGACUGUGUUGGUAUGGAGGCUUUGAACUCCAACCUUGAAAUGGACGAGAGCGUUGUCGUGCGACAGAUGAUCGAUCUGGCCCAUUUCGGAGGAGGUAUAGGCCAGCUGGGUGUGUACAAAUCUCAGGACAGCUCGCCAGGGGCACCGUACGGCAGUGUUAUGUCGCCCACAAUUCCCUUUCCUGUCUCAACCUUCUUCAGUAAGGGCCUGAGUUUUCGAACUGGAGCUGUAGACCCGAAGGAGUAUGCUCCCCAGUUGAUCGAUCUCAUCAACAGCGGCAAGGCCCAUCCCAGCUUUGUGAUCAGCGCAGUCAUUGGCAUUGAAGAUGCCCCAGAGUACUACAACCGCUUUAAUGGGAAGAAGGAGGCGAAGGUCGCCAUCUACUUUCCGGAAUAG
Colletotrichum chrysophilum is the source of this 1080-nucleotide messenger RNA. RefSeq lists its product as uncharacterized. Gene Ontology annotation, molecular function: zinc ion binding; oxidoreductase activity. The transcript is spliced from 2 exons. The coding region runs from base 1 to 1080 and encodes 359 amino acids. The record is from RefSeq and is a predicted model, not a curated record. NCBI's taxonomy places the organism in Eukaryota, Fungi, Ascomycota, Sordariomycetes, Glomerellales, Glomerellaceae.